Fraxinus pennsylvanica is the source of this 1017-nucleotide messenger RNA. The record is from the annotation of a GenBank genome assembly. Lineage: Eukaryota; Viridiplantae; Streptophyta; Magnoliopsida; Lamiales; Oleaceae.
AUGGGCAAGAUCAAGAUUGGAAUCAAUGGAUUUGGAAGGAUUGGUCGUUUGGUCGCUAGAGUUGCUCUGCAGAGGGAUGAUGUAGAACUUGUUGCUGUUAAUGAUCCAUUCAUCACCACUGAUUAUAUGACAUACAUGUUUAAGUAUGAUAGUGUGCACGGCCACUGGAAGCACAAUGAGGUGAGGGUCAAGGAUGAAAAGACCCUUCUUUUUGGUGAUAAUCCAGUCAGAGUUUUUGGGGUCAGGAACCCUGAGGAGAUUCCAUGGGCCGAAACUGGUGCUGAGUUUGUCGUGGAGUCAACCGGAGUUUUUACCGACAAGGAUAAGGCUGCUGCCCACUUGAAGGGUGGUGCUAAGAAAGUUGUCAUUUCGGCUCCAAGCAAAGACGCCCCCAUGUUUGUUGUUGGUGUUAAUGAGAAGGAAUACAAGCCUGAUCUAGACAUUGUAUCCAAUGCUAGUUGCACCACUAAUUGCCUUGCUCCACUGGCCAAGGUCAUAAAUGAUAGGUUUGGUAUAGUCGAGGGUCUCAUGACCACCGUUCACUCCAUUACUGCUACUCAAAAGACCGUUGAUGGUCCAUCAAGCAAGGACUGGAGAGGUGGAAGAGCUGCAUCUUUCAACAUCAUUCCCAGCAGCACUGGAGCUGCCAAGGCUGUUGGUAAAGUGCUUCCAUCCCUAAACGGGAAGUUGACAGGGAUGUCCUUCCGAGUUCCUACAGUUGAUGUUUCUGUGGUAGACCUCACUGUCAGGCUAGAGAAAGAGGCCACUUACGAGGACAUCAAAGCUGUCAUCAAGGAGGAGUCGGAGACAAACCUCAAGGGUAUCUUAGGUUACACUGAAGAUGAUGUUGUUUCGACUGACUUUGUUGGUGAUAGCAGGUCAAGCAUUUUCGAUGCCAAGGCUGGGAUCGCUCUUAGCAAGAAAUUUGUGAAGCUUGUCUCGUGGUAUGACAAUGAAUGGGGUUACAGUUCUCGUGUGAUUGAUUUGAUCGUUCACAUGGCUUCAGUUCAAGCCUGA